AUGAGUGGAGCGCCGCGUAUGGGCAUCCAGCCGAUGCCAUUCGGCACUUUUCUCUUCGGCUCGUGGGCCAUGAUCGCGAAGGAGGCACACGCAAGCGCGAGCGUCAAGGACUCGAUUGUGGCUACGUCUAUGGCCAAGGAUGCGCAGCGGGAGGGAACCUACGGGAAGGAGACGAGUGGGACCGUGUCAGCCAGGAGCGAGUUCGACGAGUCGAUCCACAAGGUCGCCACCUUCACCAUCGAAUUUUCGAUUGCUGAGGAUCUCGACGAUGUGACGUACGAGGAGAGCAUUCUCUGUCUCGUCCGCCUCAUGUACGUGGCGCACGAGAUGCGCCGGGUGGACAUCUCGCUUUGCAACCUCACAGGCGACUGGCUUCGCUGUGUUGAGGAAUCCUUUGCUGGCGCGGCCAAGACGUGGCUUCUGCAAAGCUACCACCAGUUCGACAAGCCCCAUGCGUUCGUCGAGGGGUCCUUGAAGGUCCACCCGUUAACCACGGAGCAGCCGCUUGCGAGCGAGGACCGCGCUUACUUCCUCGCGGCCUCGCGGUGUCCCGGUCAGGAACCCGUGCCGUUCAUCCAGUUGUUGAACUCGACGUUCGAAAUCUGGUUCAAGAAGAAGGCCGAGGAGAUCAAGAUCGAGGGUGUCUCCUACCAGGAAUCCCAGCGUGUCUGCAUUCUGCAGUGCCUCGUCACUGCCAAGUACCCCCUCAAGGCGGACAUUCCGAUCAAGGAGACGCUUUAUAGUGUCACCGACGUCCUCGUGGAGAAGUUUCUCGAGACGACCUACGAUGGCGAGGAGACCAAGGUCCUGGUCGUCACUGACGUCAAGGUGGAGAAGAAGGGCGAUGAGGAUGUGCACGUUGUCGGCGCAUCAGCCUCUGAGAGCGGUGCCUGGCUUAAGAAGCUCGCUGGCACAGGCUGGCACCGAGCUCAACUGAUGGCGCGCUUUCAUCACGACCCCGGCCUUCGUUCAGGAUGUCGCAUACGUCGACUAUCCCGACUGCCACCUCUUCGCUCCUCGCGCAGUGCUGCACGCUCCUUCGGCGCACACCCAGCCGACUUCAAGGCGGUUGACACCGGUGCGCACGAGAUCGGCAUCACAUUCUUCGAGGAGCGCCAUGAUUCUUCGAUACCGCUUUCCCUCGGCCUUGCAUACAAGCCCGAGCAGUCUUUCGCGUCCGCCUUCGAGGCCUCGACAGGCCGCAACGACAGGAUCAAGGACUUCUAUUGGCGACUGUGGUUGGGCGGCAACAAGAAGCUGCCUGCGCUCAACGUCCGCAAUCCCUUGACCGGUCCCGAGGUUCAUCGUCUCGGCUGA
Molecule: messenger RNA, 1317 nt
Organism: Peniophora sp. CBMAI 1063
Lineage: Eukaryota; Fungi; Basidiomycota; Agaricomycetes; Russulales; Peniophoraceae
Source: the annotation of a GenBank genome assembly